AUGCUUUUGUCGGAAGUCCGAAUAUCUAGAGCAGUCUUGGUCAUGGCAUUCGAUGCCGACCACCGCCCAGUUCUCAGCUUGAUGGAAGCUGCAGAGAAAACGCUCCCAGUUUUAGCACCAAAGAAAAGGUUCUCCUUUUGGUCUGCGGAGACAAGCAGCGCUUACAAUUCUUCAUGUGUAGCACGUAAUACUGGUAACUUCAGUGAGGAGAAGCGUCUAAGAAGGAAAUUGCGUCGUCAGCUGAAACGUGAUCAUGAGAGCGAAUGGACGUCAAGGACAAAGGAGUUUGAAAAGGCGUGGAAGGACAAGAACCAGUGGAAGGUUAAUGCUUUGCUAGAAAACUAUAGCGGCUUGAUGAAGAAGUGUUGA
Molecule: messenger RNA, 369 nt
Organism: Necator americanus (New World hookworm)
Lineage: Eukaryota; Metazoa; Nematoda; Chromadorea; Rhabditida; Ancylostomatidae
Exons: 2
Coding region: 1-369 (122 amino acids)
Source: RefSeq, a predicted model, not a curated record